AUGGGUUCUACAGGAGAAUCGGCGGCGGUGACUCGCUUCAGCGACAAUGUCGUGCCUCAGGCUCCAGAGGACCCGUUGUUCGGUCUGAUGGCCGCAUAUCGCCGAGACACAUAUGACAAGAAGGUCGACUUGGGCAUCGGCGCAUACAGAGACAACAACGCGAAGCCAUGGGUUCUACCCGUUGUUAAGAAGGCAGAUGAGAUUCUUCGAAACGACCCCAAUCUGAAUCACGAAUACCUCCCCAUCGCUGGCCUUCCAGACUUCACCUCGGCGGCGCAGAAGGUGAUCCUGGGUUCAGACAGCCCCGCCAUCAAAGAAGGACGGGUAUGCUCACUUCAAACCAUCUCAGGCACCGGAGCCGUCCAUCUAGGCGGUCUCUUCCUUUCCAAAUUCCUACAGUCGCCCACAAUCUAUGUCUCGAACCCGACGUGGGCCAACCACAAUCAAAUCUUCACAAACGUCCACCUCCCCAUCAAACAGUACCCUUACUUCUCCGCAAAGACAAAGAUGCUCGACCUAGACGGUAUGCUCAGUACACUGAAGGCUGCAGACAAUGGUAGUAUUGUGCUCCUGCACGCCUGUGCACACAACCCUACCGGCGUCGAUCCGACACAAGAGCAAUGGAAACAAAUUGCACAAGUGUGCCGUGAGCGCUCGCUUUUCCCCUUCUUCGACUGUGCCUACCAGGGCUUCGCUUCGGGUGACCUAGCGAAGGACAGUUGGGCGAUCCGACACUUUGUGGAAUUGGGAUUCGAACUGGUCAUUGCCCAGUCGUUUGCCAAAAACUUUGGUCUCUACGGCGAGCGUGCCGGUGCCUUCCACUUCAUCGCCGCCCCGAGUUCCAAGGCUCAAGACAUCGCCAAGCGCGUCUCAAGCCAGCUGGCCAUCCUACAACGCAGUGAAAUCAGUAAUCCUCCUGCCUACGGUGCCAGAAUCGCCAGCACAGUCCUCAAUGAUCCCGAACUCUUUGCUCAGUGGGAAGCCGACCUGCGCACUAUGUCUGGACGGAUCAUCGAGAUGCGAAAGAGCCUGAAAGCGGAGCUGGACAGACUCGGCACACCCGGCAACUGGGACCACAUCACAAGUCAGAUCGGCAUGUUCACCUUCACAGGUAUCAGCGAGGCGCAAGUCCUGGCCAUCCGCGAGAAGUGGCAUGUGUAUAUGACCAAGAACGGAAGAAUCAGUAUGGCGGGCCUCAAUACCGGGAACGUCAAGUACUUUGCAGAGGCGCUGGACGAUGUCGUCCGGAACGUGAAAUGA
This is a messenger RNA of Exophiala spinifera, 1260 nucleotides long. RefSeq lists its product as uncharacterized. Gene Ontology annotation, molecular function: pyridoxal phosphate binding; L-aspartate:2-oxoglutarate transaminase activity. Gene Ontology annotation, cellular component: cytosol. NCBI's taxonomy places the organism in Eukaryota, Fungi, Ascomycota, Eurotiomycetes, Chaetothyriales, Herpotrichiellaceae. The record is from RefSeq and is a predicted model, not a curated record. Bases 1 to 1260 code for a protein of 419 amino acids. Gene Ontology annotation, biological process: L-aspartate biosynthetic process. The transcript has 3 exons.